UGACAUGAAAUUAACUCAAAUUUGUGAAGUUACCUUAACAUAAAGUACUCUAAAAUUGAAAACCCAGAAUUAACCAGGAUUCCGAAAUGUUUCAAAGAUCAGUGGGAAUUUUUAAUAAAGCGAAAUCAGUUAAUUGGAAUUAUUCGCAAAUACUAUCUUUAAAACCAAAUGUCGGCAUUCAGUACCUGUUGUGUUUACGUAACACUAGCUUUUUCAACAAGCUACCUGCCGAAGAUAUUUGGCGUGGAGUUACGGCCGUAAGCAACGCUGGAAAAAAAAGAGGCCGCGGUAAAGGAAGUGGCAAAAAGGUGGCAAAGGACCUUAACAAAGGCCAAAGCCUUGGUCUUGGAAAAAACAGCCGUGUAUGGCCUGGAUUAAAUUCUCCUGUUUUAAAAGGCUAUGAACUUGUCCAUUCUCAGAAAAUGACCGAUAGUAAUGAUAAGGUAAACGGAUAUAUGAAAUUACGUGACUCAAUGAGCAACUUCAAAAUAAUGAAAUUAAACCCGAUAGACCGCGGGUGGUCUGGAAGUAAAAUGCCCGGUCGUAGUAUUGGACCCCCUGAUAGUGUAGGCGAGGAAGAAUUUAGCUCGUUUGAUACCCGAGUGUUAGAGAACAAAAUUGUUUUUAUUAUGAAGGGAAAUAUGGGAAGGAAACGAAGAUAUUCUGUUUUGUCGGUAACAGGAAAUGGCAAUGGGUUGGCAGGAUUUGCUACAGCUAAAGCACCAGAAGUACGAACCGCUCUUCGAAAGUCUAAGAAUCGGGCCGGUCAAAAACUCAUUAAUAUCAACUUGUGUGAAAAUAGAACAAUAUACCACGACUUUUAUACUGCAUUUGGAAAAACCAAAAUAUAUUGUUUUCAAAAACCUGAUGGAUAUGGCUUAAUAUGUCACCGGGCUAUACAAACGAUUUGUAAGGUUUUAGGAAUAAAAGAUUUAUAUGCAAAAAUUGAAGGCUCUACGAAUGUACAACAUAUAGUAAAGGCUUUUUUUAUUGGUGUAAUGCAGCAACGAUCUUACCAAUAUAUUGCAAAUGAAACAAAUCUGUACGUUGUUCAAAAGCAAAAAGCAAAAAGUGGGUAUACCGACGUCAAAGCCAUACCACAUUUACCCUCAACGAACCCGUAUAAUGCUGCAGAUGCAGAUUAUAUGCAUUUUACACUUGGUAACAAAAUUGUUUUAAAAGAAAAUAAAAUAUUCCCCUUUUAUUUCAACUCUAAAGGACAUCAAUUAUAUCAAACAAAGGAAGAACGAUUUCGAAAUCAAGCUAAUGUUCGAUUGCGCGAUUUGGUUAAUUCUUAUGUUUAAUUAAUAAAAAAACUUGUUAAAAAAAAUA
Messenger RNA from Drosophila bipectinata, 1332 nucleotides. It is a transcript of the gene mRpS5, whose product is annotated as mitochondrial ribosomal protein S5. Gene Ontology annotation, molecular function: structural constituent of ribosome; RNA binding. NCBI's taxonomy places the organism in Eukaryota, Metazoa, Arthropoda, Insecta, Diptera, Drosophilidae. Gene Ontology annotation, biological process: translation. Gene Ontology annotation, cellular component: ribosome. The record is from RefSeq and is a predicted model, not a curated record.